Molecule: messenger RNA, 2589 nt
Organism: Paecilomyces variotii
Lineage: Eukaryota; Fungi; Ascomycota; Eurotiomycetes; Eurotiales; Thermoascaceae
Product: protein-tyrosine phosphatase-like protein
Exons: 2
Coding region: 1-2589 (862 amino acids)
Biological process (GO): protein dephosphorylation
Molecular function (GO): protein tyrosine phosphatase activity
Source: RefSeq, a predicted model, not a curated record
AUGUCAUCAGUGACUGCAACGUCCCGACUGUCUCCCUCGUCGCCCUGGAGUCCAGGACCCCAAGUGCAUCCUGUCUCGACAACGCCCGGAGGCCUGCCAGUGCGGACGCCAGGGACGGGCGUGCCCUUCCCGUCGCCCUUCCUGAAUACGGGGAUUUGCUCGACGCAACAAGCCCCGGGGAGGACCCCGAGUCCCAACUAUUUCUGUAUUGAAGUCGAAAAUAGCAGCAAUCCACCCGAUUCAAAUCCGGGCCCCUAUACCAAGAGAAACUGGGAAGCCUUCCUGCAACCUUCGUCGACCCCGGCUCCGCGGCUCCAGAUGCCUGCCUCCAAUCUGGCCUUGGGAGACUAUCUCGGUGCCACCAAGUUCGACCUCAAGCCGCUGCAUGGACGAGGUGCCGGAGAUGAAGCAGGACCUGCCUUCUCAGGAUCCCACCAUGGAAACGAUUACUUUGGAUCAGCUCAGAAUGCUCCAUUGCUUGGGGAGGCAUCUAGCAACAGCAGCAACAGCAACACCCAGCAAUCUGCCGACUCGAAACCAGCGGGAAAUGUCCCUGCACAGUCCACGGGCUCCGGCCCUGGUUUCUUUCGACUGGGGAGCAUGAACCCGCCACCCACGACUUUCCAGCCAUCCGUUGCCCGCUUUGCUUCACCACAGAUGCCGCAGGGCACUCAGAAUCGCUCAGAUUCCCUGGACCCAUCCAGCAUUGGACGCUCGAUCUCCGAGUCUGGGUUCCGCGUCACGAAACGCGCGGAAACGCUACCGGCCUCUUUCGAACAUGGCAACGCUCGCCUUAUCCCGCUGGACAAAUUCGCGGAGAUCAUGUCUCAGCCCGAUGACACAUUGGUGCUCGAUGUGCGACCCUUUCCUCACUUUGCACAGGGACAUGUCCGGGGGGCCCUCAGCCUGUGUAUUCCUACCACUCUUCUCAAACGACCCUCGUUCAACACCAGCAAACUCGAGGACACCUUCACCGACCAAGAGCACAAACAGAAAUUCUCGAGAUGGAAGGAGUGCUCUCGCAUUGUCGUGUACGACGCCAACACAUCCAAGAUGCAGGACGCGAGUCAACUAUUGAACGUUCUGAGAAAAUUCAGCGCUGAUGGAUGGGCUGGCGAAACUCUGAUUCUGUGCGGCGGAUUUGCUGCCUUCUCCAGUCGAUUCCCGGAUCGGGUUGAAGGUCAGCAGAAAAAAGCCACCCCAGGUAAGGUGACUGAGAAACCGUUCGCGAUGAACCUCAAUCUUCCUUCUAUAGCGCCCGUCGUUGGCGGCUGCGCUCUGCCCGAAUCGUCCUCGGCGGCCAACCCGUUCUUCGGGAACAUUCGUCAGAACAUGGAUCUCGUGGGCGGUGUGGGCCAGAUGGCUGUCAAGCUUCCGGAUGGUUUAACCGAGGAAAAGAAGAACCAGCUGCCAUCCUGGCUUCGUGAUGCGUCGGACGUCAGAGAUCGCGGACACGCCGUCUCCGAGAGAUUCUUGGACAUUGAAAAGAGGGAGCUGUAUCGCAUGCGCGAGGCUCUUUCUUCCAAGGUCUCAUAUGGGCCCGGGCCCGAAUUACCCACGGGAGGCUUCCGAGUCGCUGGGAUAGAGAAGGGGUCGAAGAACAGAUACAACGAUAUCUAUCCGUUCGAUCAUUCGAGAGUCCGGUUACAAAAUGUCCCGUCGGGAGGAUGUGACUACGUGAACGCCAAUCACGUCAAGGCGGAGUAUACUAAUAAGAGUUACAUUGCCACACAGGCUCCAGUACCGGACACGUUUAAUGAUUUCUGGCGUGUAGUCUGGGAGCAGGAUGUCAGGGUCAUCGUCGCUCUGACGGCAGAAAUCGAAAGAGGACAUGUCAAGUGCCACCCUUACUGGCAUUCUGGGGACUAUGGGCCUCUAAAACUCAAGACUCUUGCUGAAAAGCGUAUAUCGAUCGACUCGGACAGUCUGGAACCGGAUGCGUCAUAUGUGACCCCUACUCUCGACGAUCGGAAGACCACCGAUUAUCUCAGUUGUGGCCAGAGCACAAGGGCGGUAGAAGCCCCUGAGUCUGCUGGAAAGGAUCCUUAUAUCAUUGUGCGGCACUUUACGCUCUGGCAUUCUGCUUUCCCUUUCCAGCCGCUCCGAGAGAUCACGCAGCUGCAGUACCCGUACUGGCCGGACUUUGGGACCACAUCCCAACCGGCCCAUCUCCUGAAACUGGUCGAGAAAUGCAACAAGAUCGCACGAUCGAUUAGUAACAAUACUGGCCCACAGGACGCAGAGCCGGCUGGCCGCCGCCCUGUGCUGGUGCAUUGCAGUGCCGGGUGUGGACGGACAGGAACUUUCUGUACUGUCGACAGUGUAUUGGACAUGCUGAAGCGCCAGCAAGCCGAAAGCCGAGCCCCUGGUGGAGCGGAGCAGCCGACCCCGGGCGGCAACCGAUGGAUCUAUGGCGACGAUGUCGAUCUAGUCGCCAAAACAGUGGAGGAUUUCCGCACUCAGAGACCAAGUAUGGUCCAGAAUCUGAGCCAAUUCGUACUUUGCUACGAGAGCGUCCUGGAGUGGUUCGUCUCGCGGAUGGGUGAUGAUGACGGCAGAUCCUCGAAUCAGGGGGGUGUGCGGAGUUAA